ACUGAUCACCGAAUCAAUUUGAUCCAGCGGGCCGUGCUCUCAAAUUCUCGCCAAAUUCAAGACUUCAAAAUGUACGCUGUCAAUGACAGUGUGAUGCCACCGUCCGGGCAUGAGGCUGAUUAUUUUAGCAACCCGGAUACCACUCCUAUGAUAGUACACAGCCUUAUGUGCUAUCGUCAGAGCGGUGAAUCCCAGGAAUUUGCUAGAAGGGCUAUAGAAAGUCUCGUUAAGAAGCUGAAAGAGAAGCGCGAAGACUUGGAGUCUUUGAUAACUGCCAUUACCACUAACGGUACCCAACCCAGCAAAUGUGUUACUAUACAACGAACCCUAGAUGGCAGGAUGCAGAUUGCUGGAAGGAAAUGCAUUCCUCAUGUAAUUUAUGCAAAAAUUUGGAGGUGGCCAGACCUACAUCGUAACGAACUAAAACAUAUGAAAUUUUGCUCCUUUGGAUUUGAUCUCAAGCAAGAUAGUGUCUGUAUAAAUCCCUACCACUAUGAGCGCGUCGUCUCCUCGGUGGAUUUAGCUGUUAGUUUCCCACCUACUAGGUCCUUUCCUGGUUAUUUUCUAAGGGGAAUUGGGAACUCAUGGUCAGUAGUCUUCUGUCGUAUUAGUUAUUUUGAUGAUCUCUCUAAUUUGAUAAGGGAAUGCAGUUCUGGUGGUCUAUUUUCUCCCUGGAACAUGCAAUUGAUAUUGAAUUUUAGUUAA
This is a messenger RNA of Echinostoma caproni, 705 nucleotides long. NCBI's taxonomy places the organism in Eukaryota, Metazoa, Platyhelminthes, Trematoda, Plagiorchiida, Echinostomatidae. The record is from the annotation of a GenBank genome assembly.